Molecule: messenger RNA, 2145 nt
Organism: Penicillium brasilianum
Lineage: Eukaryota; Fungi; Ascomycota; Eurotiomycetes; Eurotiales; Aspergillaceae
Source: the annotation of a GenBank genome assembly
AUGGAAACCACCGAGGCCGAUUCCAGACUCAAGGCAGCCAUUCUGAUCGUCUCGGAUACGGCUUCGAAGGACCCCGCUUCGGACAAAACGGCCAAUGCCCUCGCCCCCAUCCUCGCCGCGGAGGGGAAGUGGGAAACUCCCGCGAUCAAAAUCGUGCCGGAUAACGUAUUGCAGAUUCAACAGGCCGUCUGUGAUUGGACCGAUGGUCCCAAUUGGUACAAUCUGGUCCUGCUCAGCGGCGGAACGGGCUUUGCUGUGCGAGAUAACACCCCAGAGGCAAUUUCUCCCCUGAUCCAUCGCCAUGCUCCGGGCUUGGUCCAUGGUAUGAUCGCCGCUUCAUUGAAAGUAACGCCAUUUGCCAUGAUGGCUCGUCCAGUUGCUGGAGUUCGUGACAAGUCUUUAAUUAUUACGUUGCCCGGAUCUCCAAAAGGAGCCAUGGAGAAUCUCGAUGCAGUUGUGAAACUGUUGCCGCAUGCCUGCUUGCAGGCUGCUGGCGGAAGUUCUCGAACCAUGCAUGCUGGCGGCGUCAAGAAGCUGGAGGCCGAAGCAGGCGUGUCUUCAACUUCUGAGCAACGGCAGCAUGAUCACCACCACCACCACCACCAUCAUCACGGCCAUGGCCAUGGAGGUGGGCAUGGGCAUGUAGUACCCAAAGCACAUACCUCUUCAGCGGACCGACCCCAGUCAAAUGACCCAUCCGCUGGUCCUAAUAGGCGCUAUCGUUCCUCACCCUACCCAAUGCUUUCCGUAGAGGAAGCGCUUCUCCAGAUCAGCGAGCAUACACCUGAGCCCACCAUUAUUGAGGCUCCCGUGAACCUCUCGGUGGUGGGUUCAGUCAUUGCCGAAGAUGUCUACGCCGCUGAGGCAGUGCCAGCGUACAAGGCCAGCAUCGUCGACGGCUACGCUGUCAUUGCAACAGAGUCCCCCUCCGGACCUAAUACGAAAGGCAUUUUCCCCGUAGCAUCAGUCACCCACGCCAAUGUCGGUGGAGGCCUGGUCCCCCUCCAGCCAGGUAGCAUCGCUAGAAUUACCACCGGAGCUCCUCUCCCUCCCAACGCGAAUGCCGUAGUCAUGGUUGAAGACACCGUCCUGGCAUCAUCUACACCAGACGGUACUGAAGAGGCCACGGUCGAAAUUCUGACCGGCGAUAUCCGACCCGGCGAGAACGUCCGCGAGCCUGGUAGUGACAUCGCCCUUGGCUCCAAAAUUCUUUCCCGCGGAGCUGUGAUCUCUCCUGUUGGUGGCGAGAUUGGUCUUUUGGCUGCUUCGGGCAUUCGGACGGUCAAGGUGUUUAAGAAACCCCGAGUUGGCGUUCUCAGCACUGGAGAUGAGCUGGUGGAGCAUGACAAUCCCCAGACUCUCACUGGCGGGCAGAUCCGUGACUCCAACCGUCCAUCACUCCUGUCAUGUCUCCAGUCUUGGGGUUUCCCCACCGUCGAUCUCGGUAUUGCACGCGACACUCCUGCUGGUGAGAUCGAACAUGCCCUGCGCGACUCGCUCCGGGGUGUUGGCCGUGCGUCGUCCAGUGUCGACGUUAUUGUCACCACGGGUGGUGUGUCAAUGGGCGAGCUCGACCUCCUCAAGCCCACCAUUGAACGGUCCCUCGGUGGCACCAUUCACUUUGGCCGCGUGUCGAUGAAGCCCGGCAAGCCGACCACCUUUGCUACAAUCCCAUUCAAGGAGGCCACAAGCCCAACGGAGGGAGCUCAGCAAGAGCGCCAGUCGAAGCUUAUCUUCGCUCUUCCCGGUAAUCCGGCCUCUGCUUUGGUGACCCUGAAUUUGUUCGUUCUGCCCUCGCUGCACAAGCUUUCUGGUCUGGGCGAGAGCUCCCAAGCACUAGCUUCGAAGCCUUGGAUGGCCCCGCAGCUCGGCCUUCCUCGUGUAGCGGUCGUUCUGACACACGAUUUCCCCCUGGAUCCCAAACGCACCGAGUACCACCGUGCCGUUGUCACCGCCUCGCGUUCUGAUGGCCGCUUGUACGCCACCAGCACCGGACUCGGUGGAACUGGCCAGCGCAGUUCGCGGGUCGGCAGUCUGGCAACGGCGAAUGCUCUGGUCGUUCUGCGUCCUGGAAGUGGUGUCGUCACCAAGGGCGAGAUCGUGGAGGCACUGAUGAUGGGCCAUGUUCAUGGCUGCGAUACUUAG